This is a messenger RNA of Hypoxylon trugodes, 1439 nucleotides long. Its product is annotated as ras-domain-containing protein. The coding region runs from base 190 to 891 and encodes 233 amino acids. Gene Ontology annotation, molecular function: GTP binding; GTPase activity. NCBI's taxonomy places the organism in Eukaryota, Fungi, Ascomycota, Sordariomycetes, Xylariales, Hypoxylaceae. The transcript has 3 exons. The record is from RefSeq and is a predicted model, not a curated record.
AAUCCAUCUGCCUACAACGUACCGUGGAGCAUCUAGUCCGUCUACAACCGAACCAUUACAUAUAAUUGUUUUUUCAUUUCUAUUGAUAAACAAUUUACAAUCGGCGAUUUCUCUCGCAUCCACAAACCCUUCAUAAACAAAAACCCGAAUAUCAAUAUCGCCGUUCUAUUCAACAAAUACCUCGACGGAAUGGCCGACUCAAACGCUCCGAAGCCGAGCAGCAGCGUCAAGCUGGUUCUUCUCGGCGAGGCAGCUGUAGGAAAGUCUUCCCUUGUCCUGCGAUUCGUCAACAAUGAUUUCCAAGAGAACAAGGAGCCAACUAUUGGUGCCGCCUUCCUGACACAAAAAUGCAACCUCCCCACGAGAACGAUCAAAUUUGAGAUUUGGGAUACCGCGGGUCAAGAGCGCUUCGCCUCGUUAGCGCCUAUGUACUAUCGAAAUGCCCAAGCUGCCCUCGUCGUCUACGAUCUCACCAAACCAACAUCACUCGUCAAAGCCAAGCACUGGGUAGCAGAACUACAAAGACAAGCAUCGCCUGGGAUUGUUAUCGCUCUAGUUGGAAACAAAUUGGAUCUUACCAACGAUAGCGAAUCCGGCCAAGGCGAGAGUGAGGGUGCUGAUGGGGAAGAAUCCGGAGAUGCCCGGAAGAUUUCUACGGAGGAAGCCAAGACAUAUGCUGAGGAAGAGAACCUAUUGUUUUUCGAAACUAGUGCGAAGACUGGCCAUAACGUUUCGGAGGUCUUUACCGCGAUCGCGAACGCUAUCCCCGAGACUUCGUUGAAGAGCACAAGGGGUCCGGGUGCUUCCGCUGCGGUCAACCGGGGCGGCGAGGAGCAGAGAGUAAAUCUGAAUGGACCCCGGGAAGCAGCAAAGGAGGGAUGCGCAUGCUGAUUUCACAGGUGUCGGCGAGGGGGCGGCAAGAAUACACGGAUGGGGUGGGUUCUUCCAUCAGUUAUGGUCAUGAUUACAGUUCACCUUGUAAUAUGGAGCGAUGGUUUAUUUGGGAUUUGGUAUCUGGACUGUGGUCGACGGGUGAAUUAUCUUUUUUUUAGCAUUUGUUUGCAAUCCGAUACAGCUCCUGAAGCAACCUCGACUCCGACUUGGACCUGUGACACAUAGUAAGUGUAGAAUGUAGAGAAUGAGUUGAGUUGGUAACACGCGAGUCGGCUGUUACCCUCUGAUGUAUCACUGUGGCAUCAGAACUUGUUCUUGUUUUGGAAUAGAAUGGCAGAGUUUCUUAGGGUUUCUAUAAUGUACGUUAGCUAGUGAUUAUAAAUGAGAGAAAGAUCAAUACGUGUACUUACUCAUAUAAUAUUCAUGGAGCUAAAAAGAUACAUACGUAGGUAGAGGGGUGAUUCAUCGAAGCAAUUCAGAUUCAUUUCUAAUGGUACAUAGGUACAAGUAUUAUCGUAGUCACUAAGUACCUAGGUACAUAAAUU